UCACGCUAACUUUGUUUGUUUGUCAAAUUUUCGUCAUAUUUUUUUCAUUCAUGCGUUCGAUUUCACGGGGUUGUACCGAGUCAACACUGAAAAAAACCUCGUGAUUUCUCUCUCCUCUCAAAUGCCAUUUUUGGUAUACUUUCAGUUUUCUAGGGUUUCUUCAGAAUUGAACCCCUUAAUUCUCACUCUCUCUUUCUCCUUCACCUAAUUUCUUCAUGGGUUUUUCAAUUCUCUUAAAUCCCACAAAAUCCCACGAAAUUUCUCCCCCAUAUUCCCCCUCUUUCGAUUAAAUUUUCAAUGGACCGAAACCUAAUUCUUGAAUUGAGUUCCGAUGAAGAAGUGGGGUUUGACAAUUCAUCCACCGCCGACAAUUUUGAUUGGAUUACGAAGCUUCUUGAAGAUGAUGAUCCUGUUUCUGUUGGUGGUAUUUUCAACUUAGGUGACGGCAUCGACGGCGACGGCGACGACGGCGGAUGUGGUGGUGGUGAUAAGGUUGUUGUUGAUGACGAUGAUGAUGUUGUUGUGGUUGGUGAAGUUAUAGUACAGAAGCCUAAAAAGGCUAAAACUUUGAUGCCUAUAAUUGAUGAUGAUGAUGAUGAUUGUGUGGUGUUGGAAGGUGAUCCCGAUAAACCGAAAGACGAGGUUAAGGAAUCCGAAGAAGACUCGGAUGAUUUGCUUAUCGUUGGCGAAACGGGUCAGGUUGCAUGCAGAGAUUAUCCUCAUCCACGACAUCUUUGUGCCAAAUUUCCUUUCAGUUCUUCUUCACAUGAAAGCCGCUGCGAAAUGUGCCAUUGCUAUGUUUGCGACUCACUUGCUCCAUGUUCCCUUUGGGGCUCUGGAGCUUCAAGUAGUGAUCAUUGUCAUGCUACUGAUAAGGAAGAAUUCUGGAAGCUUGCAAGGAAGAAAUUCAGGCAGUUGAAGAACCCUUCAUCUCCCAUUCCAAUUACCAAGCCUGGUUUUGGUUCUUUGAACCAGCUUCCGCAAUUGCAACAAAUUCCGUCAGGAACUAAUUCACUUGUGAAUCCGACAUCUGCCUGUGGGGUGCCUUCAACAUUUGGCCUCCCUAAUAUUAUUAGGAGUCAGCGAUCUAGUAUCGCUGUAGCAUCAACAAGAUUCCAGCCACAUCUGAUUUCUGGGGCACUUCUACGGAACUGUACCAGUAGUACCCAAGUCCAGGGAAAUAGAGUGGUUGCUUCCCGUGCUAUGUUCAAGAGGUCUGGAUUCCCAAGUAGACCUGUGGUUACUAAUCGGCCUACUUAUCGUGCACCAAAAAAUGUUAGUGUAGCGUACCUACAGCAUCUGCCAAAUCAGCAGUUAACUGAAAACCUUGCUGAAAACAAUUCCACUAACUCAACAGUGUCAUCACUUCAGUUGGAUGUAAAUCCAAGUUUUUGUCUGCCAAGCAGUAUAUCUCCUGGUACAUCACCUUUGCAAUUGCAAGGAUAUAGUCAGCCUAGUCCUCAUACACCGACUUCACAUUUCCAUGGAGGUCAUUCUGCUGCUAUUGCAAGUAACAGCCCCUAUGCUUAUACAUCCAUGAACCAAACACAAAAUGUUUCUGGUCUGGUUCUUCCUUGUAAUACUGAUGCACAAAGCAACAUUACACUAUGCAGUAAAAUACAAUCAGCAGUUACUCAAACUAUUUCUGGCCCAAACUUGUCCUGCAGUACCCCUGAUGUUUUAAGCAGUAUAACUCAGAGGAGCCAUCCUUCUGCAGAACAAAGUUAUUCUGGCGCAAUGUUAUCAUGUAGCGCUUCUAAUGCAUUGAACACUGUUUCAAAGAGCUGCCAACUGCCUGCAACAGAGAAUUUCGUAGUUCAAGGUGGAGUGCCUGUGCAUGAAUAUUUACCAACAAUAGAGCGGAAUGUAUUGGAUAAUACAGAAUUUCCAGAAUUUGAUUUUGAGAACUGGGACCAUGAUGGAAGUGACAUUCUUGGUUCACAGGACUCUUUCUUAUUGGAUAUGAACAACCAAGCUUCAGUGCCUGCUCCAGUUGAUGCAGGUAUGCUCUAUAUUGAUUUUGAGACAUCAUGGAAUGGGUUGGCUCGUUCAUGACUGUAAGCUUCCAUGUCCGCAACAUUACUUUAUAUAAGUAGAGCUGAAAAAAUAUACCUAGUUUGUAUCUAGGGAUUAUUAGAAGUCAACUGCAGCUGUUUUUGUAUAGUUAAACACAGAGGUGAUGAACUCGUCUCCUGAAGCCUUUUAAACCACUGUACAGAAGUUUAAAAUGCUGGAUUAACCUGCCAUAUGUUUGUGUUAAUUGUUACCUCUGCUUUUAUCUUGAUAACUAUCUUUUGAAGGCCGAGUUCUUGAGCUAUUGUAAGAGGUUCAAGGGUCUGGCCAAGUGGCCAUUGUUCAAUGUCACCCAAUUAAAAUGUUAUAUAAGUAGAAAACAAUUGAAGAAACCGUUGUGGUUACAUGAUCCGUAGUAAUUUUGUGUUGAUCACGGAACGAGUGAUCUCUUUUGUAAUGUUUUGAGGCUACCUUGGUGUUUGGUCAUAAUUUCAUCAAGAUAUGUGCAUAAAAGCUCUUUCUAAGAAAGAACAUCAAGGCUAAAAUUUGCCUAUUGGUCGUUUGUGCAGCAGAUUACAAAUUGAUUGUCUACUUACCCGUUAUUGUCUUUCUUGAUCCAAGGCUUGUAUGAGAACUAUUAUUAGUU
Messenger RNA from Chenopodium quinoa (quinoa), 2659 nucleotides. RefSeq lists its product as uncharacterized. Bases 298 to 2055 code for a protein of 585 amino acids. The record is from RefSeq and is a predicted model, not a curated record. The transcript is spliced from 3 exons. NCBI's taxonomy places the organism in Eukaryota, Viridiplantae, Streptophyta, Magnoliopsida, Caryophyllales, Amaranthaceae.